Messenger RNA from Sporothrix schenckii 1099-18, 2814 nucleotides. RefSeq lists its product as uncharacterized. The record is from RefSeq and is a predicted model, not a curated record. The transcript has a single exon. Bases 1 to 2814 code for a protein of 937 amino acids. Lineage: Eukaryota; Fungi; Ascomycota; Sordariomycetes; Ophiostomatales; Ophiostomataceae.
AUGGCCUCACACGACGACGCGCCGCCUCCACCAUAUUCGGAGACGGACAUUUACUCACAGACUGCGGACAGCCACUCAACAGCUAGAAGUUCUACUGCAGCGCAGUCCACGACAACGUCGUCUCCCGAUGACGAGCUGAUCAUCUACACACCGCCUGUAUCACCUCCACCCUCCAUUACGACACGCGAACUUCAACAACCGAACACGGUCGCGGUUGAUGCCGGCCCCAGCCCUGGCGGCGGACUUGAGUUGGGCCCUGACAUUGCCACAUCGGCUGCAUCGGCCGCUGCCUACUUUGCCACACGGCCGGCUCCACCACCUUCGCCUGGAACUGAUUCGUUUGAUGAUGCCCAUGCCGAACACCAGUACUUUGUCUACGAUCUGCCACUGGCCAUUGCAGCAAAUACAUCACCAAGCGACCUUCCCUUCCCCGCUACCCAGCUUCUGCAGCGCGACGUGCGCGCCGACGACUGGUCGACGUUUGUGAGCUAUCUGCUGCCGCAUAGCCACCUGUCGGGGAAAGUCACAGAGGCCCACAACAAUGCUGUGAUUGACCGCAAGCUGUGCGCUGAAGAAGAUGACAAUUCACCGUCGACAGCCCAUCUGGAAUGGCUGCGGACGCAGCGUGACAGUGCAUCAGACGGCAUCCAGCUCAUCGACAUGGAAGCAAACGAUCAACCACAUUCGACCCCGACAACUCCGUCCGUGUCUUCAGCUCUCUCCCGCCAGCAGCAGCUCGAGGUCGCCGCGUCGUUGCGGCAGUGGAACGAUGGGUUUUUUGGUCCCCGUGGUGUCAUCGUGCGCCUGCGUGACGACCUAAGCGGUGCUCGCCAUGACCAUCAGAUCCCAGCACAGCAGUGGACUCCGUCGCCGGUCGACACAGCCGCCGCUGCAUCCUUGGCUGCCAGUGACUCGUCUCGACCAAACACUAUGCGGACGCCAAUCAGUCCCCCGGCAGCUUCACAAGUACCAGCAGAUGCUCCCCGCCCAGGCGCACUGUCAUUUGCUGGCAUGACGGUGGAUGGGGACCGUGUUGUCUUUGGUAACAACCGGUUUGUGGCCGACCGUACGGGCCUGCGGAUUGGCGGUCUUGUGUUUGACGAGCGCGGCAUCAGCUACGGCAACCGCACCAUUAUCCCAGCGGCACCUCCGCCGCCGCCACCACCACCGGGCAUCCAUGUUGGUCUUGGUAUGCCAGGCUCUCGUGGUAGGUCUGUUGAUGCAAAGUACGGUGGUGUAGCAGCGGCAAAUGUCGUCCCUCCACCCCGCCGCCGAGGAUCGAUCUCGUCAACAACGUCGUCGUCGUCCUCUUCCUCCUCCUCGUCGUCCUCCUCCCAGUCAAGCUCGUCGUCCGACUCAGGCUCUUCUUCCAGUGAGUCCGCCGCCUCGGUCGGCUCUCUGCCGCCUUACAACAAGCUCGACGACCGCCAAUUGCCUGCGGCUCACGCCUAUCUUCAGCAGUGGCUCAAUCACCCAGACCAGCCGAUUACCCGUGACGACGUAAAGGCGGCUAACGAAGGCAUCCGGUCCGUCGACGAACGGGGAGCACCACCCGCCUACCCCGGGCCCUCAAUGCCGGGUCUAACAUCUGGGCCCGUGCGAGCUGUCAGUCAACCGGCUGAGGCAGCGGCACUCCGUGUCGAAGUGAAGAACAUGAUGAAACAGUGGAAGGAGCUGAAGCGUCGCCAAAAGCAAGUGUACCGCCAACAGCGCCGGGCUCGCAAGCAUAUGCGGAGACAGCGCAAGCAUGAGCGGCGCCAGGCGAAGCGCCAGGGCAGACAAGAGCGUCGACAGUUGCGGCAGCUGCAUAAGCAGGAGCGGCGAAAGGAGAAGCAGUUGCGCAAAGAGGGUCGACGGCAGGAUCGCCGGAGCGGCAACGGUCCAGUGCCUGUGACAACGAUCCCAGCUGUCGGCGGCGGAUAUGGGACGCCAACAGCCGGCUCCGCAGAACAUGCUGCUCACAGCCACCAUGGUCGCCAUAGCCACCAUGGCCGCCAUAGCCACCAUGGCCGCCGUGGCCGUCACCACCAGCCGCACCACCAUACGCACGACCCGCAUGGCCACCGCUACGACCGACACUACGAUGCGCAUGGAGACAACGAGCCAUUCUAUGCUGCCGGCACACAGGUGCCGGGCGUAUAUAAUGGUCACGGCGUUCCAGGUGUCCCUGGAAUCCCAUUCCAACGAGGCCCUCCUGGCCCCAACCCUGCCCGCAUUGCACAGCAGAUUGGCGACGCUAUGGCAGCUCGCUUUGGCAAUCGAGGUGCUGGUCUCGGUGGCGGUCUUGGUGGGGCUGUCGCACCUCUACUAGGCAACAUGUUUGGCCGUGGUGGAGGCGGAUUAGGUCGUGGCCGUGGCGGUGGAUGGGGCGGCCCGGGUGAUGGCCGGGGUGGUGGCAGUAGUUUCGGCGGAUUUGGCCGGAGCCGUGGUUUCGGUUGGACUGCAGAACCUGACGCAGAGCUCGAAGUCCCAGCAGUAAGCCCCAGCGCUGGUGGCCCGCCAGCACCACGGUAUUCGGACAACACCUCGCCCGCCACUGUGUCCACGGCCGCGCAAAAGUAUCGCGCGGCCGAGGAGGCCGAGCAGACCAUGGCGGAGAAACAGGCGGAGCUUGCCGAGAUGCAACAGAAUCUAGAACGGAUGAUCAAUGCACGGGGCGAGCGUGGCGAGGAGGAUCCCAAAGUACAGGUUCAGCGGCGCGAGACCGAGCAGCUGGUGAACGAACUGGAGAUGCUGGCACAGCACGUUGAGCUGCUCCGCAUCGAUGCAGACCAGACUUAUGCCCGCGAACUAGAAAAGAAGGAAAGGCAUUAG